Molecule: messenger RNA, 2141 nt
Organism: Diospyros lotus (date-plum)
Lineage: Eukaryota; Viridiplantae; Streptophyta; Magnoliopsida; Ericales; Ebenaceae
Product: putative RING-H2 finger protein ATL21B
Exons: 2
Coding region: 624-1751 (375 amino acids)
Molecular function (GO): polysaccharide binding
Source: RefSeq, a predicted model, not a curated record
AUAUAUAUAUAUAUAUACCCACACAUACAUACAUAUUUCUGGAAAGUUGUUUUCUUGCUCAUCGUCGUUGACCCACUUGUUCUCUUUCUCGCUGGCUCUUUCUCUCUUGCUCGCUCGCCAUCCCUCUCGUUUGCUCUCUAUCCCUCUCUCGCUGCAAAUCUUUUUUUAGGAGAAGAUGAAGACGAGAGCACAGUGUGUUGGCUGCUUCGAUUGCUUUGAAAAUUAGAGUUCCUCCCUCCCAAGGAAAAUGGUUUUCGUGAUUUGAAGGAAAAAGUAAUCACGUGACAAGAAAUUGGAAAAUGAGUUGCCUUAAAUUUUGGCUGUCAAACACUAUACAAGUGGAAAAUUAGAUUGAAAAAAUGUCUUUCUAGGGAAAAGAAUGGCUAUCAAACGGGGCCUAUAUGUGAUUGAUGCAAUCUUAUAUUUUGAACGAGUUCUUAACAAUUAGCUUGAUAUGAGCGCGUUUACCUUGACUUUUCACAGCACGCCCAAUUAGGAAAUUAAUUCUCAUCUAUUAACCAUCCACCUGUCACGCAAAUGCCAUAAAGUCUAACGCCACCCAGAAGCAGAAACUCCUCUUACAUUCUACAUUCUUACCAAAACCACUCAACUUCGCCGGCCAAAUGGCCACCCAAAUUAAUAAAACCACCACCUUCUUCAUUAUCUUCUUCUCCAUCUCCAUCUCCUUCUCCUUCCCGAUCUCGGCCACUAGCACAGCACUUUGUUCGGCCACCUCCUGCCACCCGAGAGAGGUCUCAAUCCGGUUCCCUUUCCGAGUGGCAAAUAGCCAACCCAAGCCUUGUGGAUACCCAGGUUUCGACCUAUCCUGCGAUGGCACAAACCAGACGGUUCUUGAGCUUCCAGGCUCGGGAAAAUUCACUGUCCAAUCCAUAGACUAUGGCACGCAGGAAAUAUGGAUCAAUGAUCCAGAUAACUGCCUCCCCGGCCGCCUUCUUUCCCUAGAUCUUUCUCGCUCUCCCUUUGAAGGCGUUCUUGACCAGAGUUUUAAAUUGUUUAACUGCUCCUUGGGCCACACCAAGUAUCAGCUAAACCCCAUAGCUUGCCUUAGUGGCUCUAACUACACAGUUUUUGCUACAUCUUCUGUGAGAGGCAUUCGAGUGUUGUCGUCGAGCUGUGAAUGGAUUGCAACCAUUUCAGUCCCAGUUCAGUUGCCAUUCUACGAAGAGGUUUUGUCUUCGGAUCUCAGCAACGAUCUUCGGCUAACUUGGAAUAAACCCAGCUGCGGGAGGUGCGAGUCGAAGGGGGAGCAGUGUGGGUUCAAGAGCAAUGCUAGUCUUGAAAUCAUCUGCAGAAACUCUCCUCAGCAUGGAAUUCCUAGGAUUGCUCGCCACGCCAUUACAAUGGGAGCCGUGAUACUCGCACUCGGACUCGUCUGUUUCAUCUUUGGGAAGGUCAAGUUCUUUGGCAGGAGAACGCGUGACGGAAUACCAGAAUUCGCAACCACCUCUGUGGUUGUUCUGCCGCCCGCCGCCACACCGCGCCUUGACGCCUCCACAAUAGAGUCAUUCCCCAAGGUGGUCCUUGGCGAGAGCCGGCGGCUGCCCAAUCCCGGCUGCAACACCUGCCCAAUAUGCUUGUCGGAUUACAAGCCGGGGGACCCUCUGAGGAGCAUGCCGGGAUGCCGGCAUUACUUCCAUGCUGAUUGCAUCGGUGAGUGGCUCUCCUUGAAUGCCACUUGCCCAAUUUGUAGAAAGCCCCCUGAGCGGUCGCCAACAGUUGAGGACGCCUAAUUGGUGGCCAUCGAUGGUUUACAGUUUCGGCAGUGAUAAUCAGUCCAAACGAGGAGAAUUCUGAUUGAAUAUUACGGGUCGAUCCGAAUUUGGACUAUGAAUCAUUCUUUUCAGAGUAAUGUAAUCUUUGUUUCUUUCUCUAUCUUUGACAAUAUAAGUAGAAAUUAAUUACACUCGUAUCCUUGAGAUAAUUUUACUAAUUGUGAUACGUAGAAGGGAGGAUGGUACAAUUUUAAAAUUUGAGGGAUACUUGUAACUAUUCCAAACUUGAAUAGUUACAAGUAUAACAUCAUUGUUGGAUGAGUGAAUAAAUUAACAACAACAAUGAUGUUUGUAUGCAUUUUGUUAAAACUUUUUCUACACUCUUUACUCUCACAGGACCAACAAAAG